Messenger RNA from Anoplopoma fimbria (sablefish), 2569 nucleotides. RefSeq names its product family with sequence similarity 189 member A2 (gene entrep1). Gene Ontology annotation, cellular component: membrane. The transcript is spliced from 12 exons. Lineage: Eukaryota; Metazoa; Chordata; Actinopteri; Perciformes; Anoplopomatidae. The coding region runs from base 213 to 2105 and encodes 630 amino acids. The record is from RefSeq and is a predicted model, not a curated record.
CCUCUGCCAAAAUAUGUGAAAGUCAACCCGAGCCCCGCCGCUCGGCUCAGCUCGGCGAGCGUGUUAUUUUAAAACUGGACACCCAUCAUGGCAGGGGCACCGAGCAGCUCCACUGGACUCGACGAGGAUCCACCCUGUAAUCCGUGAAAAACGACGGGAAACACGAGCGAGGGAUUCUUUGUUUUUCCAUCCCGCCCCGUCGAGCCUGUUAGAUGUCGCUCCCGGUGGUGCUGCCGGGGUCUUGCUGCCCAGUCAUCGGGGCACCUCAGCUCGCCGAGCCGCCUUACCGAAACCGACCGCGUGGCUUGUCCGCCUCUUCCCGGAUCGCCGGCGGGGGCAGCGUCGGCGGCUCCCGGCUGCUGCUGCCAGGGCGGCCGCUGCUCUCGCUGGGCUUGCUGCAGCUGCUGCUCGGCGGCUCCAUGGUGGCGCUGUGCUUCGGAGCUCUGUCCCUCAGCAACUCGCCCCCCAUACGGAACUCCUGUCCCUUCUGGGCGGGCUCCUCGGUCAUACUGUCAGGCAUUGUAGGCCUCACAACAUGGAGAAGGCCCAUGCUGUUACUGGUCAAUGUGUUUGUCCUGCUGUCUUUGGUGUGUGUGCUCCUUAACCUGGCUGGAUUCAUCCUGUGCUGCCAGGGAGCCCAGCUGGUGUCCAGUAUGACCAGCUGCCAACUGAGUGAGACUGGAGAUGUGUGUUACUGCUGCUCCCUCUCCCCCAGCUCCAAAUGUCCUGAAGAGAAGCUGCUGGAGCUCCACCCUGCUCACUCCUGUGGCACCAUGAGGGUCCUGCUCAAGAAAGUGUUGUUCGCGCUGUGCGCUCUGAAUGCUCUGACCACCGCCGUGUGCCUCAUGGCGGCCGCCCUGAGAUACCUGCAGAUCUUCACCGCAAGAACACCUUGCCUGGACGAGCACAGGGCUGCGGUCGAGGAAAGGGAGGACCCUGCUCAGGUGCCAGACCCCGACGAGUUUGUGGCCCCGGCCCCUCCCCCGUCCUACUUCUCAACUUUCUACUCGUACACGCCACGCUUGGCUCGCCGAAUCCUGGGGGACAGCGUGAUCCCUCUCCCUCAUAUCUACGGGGCUCGGAUCAAAGGGGUGGAGGUCUUUUGUCCACUAGACCCUCCGCCUCCGUACGAGGCCGUCGCUGGCAGCUCCACCGAUGCAGUCACACAGGAGACAGAAAUUGCUCUGACGGAGUUGACUACGAACCUGACUCCACCAGGAGCAUCUGUUCCAGAUGGGAGUCCGCACAUGGCAUCAGCAUCACCAGGCACCAAACCCCAGAUCCAGCUUCCCCCUACUACUCCUCCUGCUCCAUCUCCUCCUCCUCCUCCUCCUCCUCCUCCUCCUCCUCCUCCUCCUCCUCCUCCUCCUCUCUGGAGGAAGGCGAGGAUCCAGCGCUCCAACAGUGACCCAGUGUUGAUGGACCUGGCGGCUAAAGUGCUGAGCAGCAGUGACGCUCCCCCUGCUCCGUGUCCUCAGACCACAGAUUCCUCCACCCAGACCUCCCAGCCCACACUGGCCGCCUGCACCCAGGGCCAGGUCACGCUGCGACGGGGCAACAACAACAGAAACGGCGGUGGCGGCAGGACGCCCCGCCGGCCCCGGCCAUCCUCCAUGGUGGACUACCAGAGCUACCGGCACACGCAGCAGCUGGUCAGGAAGAUACUGGAGCAGCCGGCCGCCCAGGGCCUGGCCCCCGAGGUCCAAGAGCUGGUGGACAGCAUACGGAAUGUCCUUCAGUCGGACCAGGAGCACAUGGAGGAGGCUGUGCGCUGUGCCAGCUACAUAGAACAGGUGUUCACCGAUUCACAGAUGGGUCCGGGUCCACCUGAACCUCCCCAGCAGCCAACAGCCAGUCACUCCCAGACUUUUCCUCGCCCCCCGCUGAGGAGGAGGAGGAGGCCCGGCCUGCUGCACCUGCAGAGCUGCGGGGACCUCAGCUCCUUCACCUGCGAGGCCGUGGAGCAACAAGGAAACCGUAGGAGAGCAGGGUCCAGGGCGAGCUCUGCAGGGGGUUCAGGGGCGGGGUCAAGGACAGGGUCCCGCCUGGAUCACCCUGAACGCCCACACAGUCUGAUCGGAGUCUUUAGAGAGACAGUCCUUUGAGCGACAACCAAUUGUAAAAACAAAAAAAUCUAUGUGUUGGAUGGCAACACAGCUGGACGCUGCCUUAUCUGUUGAUUAACUUUGAGAGAAAGCUGUUGUAAACCAACCACUGAGUAGGAUCUGAGAGAGAGAGAGAGAGAGAGUGUGUGUGUGGUGUGUGUGUGGUGUUUGCAGAUGUGUUUGUAUGAGUGCAUUCUUUUUUUUGCUCUGCUUACACUGUUUUUUGGACAAAAAUACCUUGUAUUGAAACUUAGUACCCAGCAUUCAACAUUCAGUUUGCUUUGGGUUUUUAACAUUUUGAUAAGUUUGCAUUUGUUUCAGUCAACUCACUACAGAUAUACAUGACAACAAUUAUAUUACAUGUGUCAUGGUGUUAUUUAAUGUCCCGAUGCAUUGGCUAAUAUAUUUUCAGAUAUUGAUAUAGUAUUAAUUUUCUAUGAUAAUAAACUGAACCCUUAUCUGUU